Caenorhabditis elegans is the source of this 2739-nucleotide messenger RNA. RefSeq names its product putative aconitate hydratase, mitochondrial (gene aco-2). The record is from RefSeq and is marked reviewed. The transcript has 6 exons. Lineage: Eukaryota; Metazoa; Nematoda; Chromadorea; Rhabditida; Rhabditidae. Gene Ontology annotation, molecular function: aconitate hydratase activity; 4 iron, 4 sulfur cluster binding. Gene Ontology annotation, biological process: tricarboxylic acid cycle. The coding region runs from base 9 to 2342 and encodes 777 amino acids. Gene Ontology annotation, cellular component: mitochondrion.
GAGAAACCAUGAAUUCUCUUCUUCGGUUGAGCCACUUGGCUGGACCUGCACAUUAUCGCGCACUUCACUCCUCUUCGUCCAUCUGGAGCAAAGUUGCAAUCAGUAAAUUCGAGCCGAAGUCGUACCUCCCGUACGAGAAACUAUCUCAGACUGUGAAGAUUGUGAAAGACAGAUUGAAACGUCCAUUGACGCUUUCCGAAAAGAUUCUCUAUGGACAUUUGGAUCAACCAAAAACUCAAGAUAUUGAGAGAGGAGUUUCAUACCUUCGUCUUCGUCCAGAUCGUGUUGCUAUGCAAGAUGCUACCGCUCAAAUGGCUAUGCUCCAAUUCAUCAGCUCCGGACUUCCAAAGACAGCUGUUCCAUCAACUAUUCAUUGCGAUCAUUUGAUUGAAGCUCAAAAGGGUGGAGCCCAAGAUUUGGCCCGUGCUAAGGACCUCAACAAAGAAGUCUUCAACUUCCUUGCUACUGCUGGAAGCAAAUAUGGAGUUGGAUUCUGGAAGCCAGGAUCUGGAAUUAUCCAUCAAAUCAUUCUUGAGAACUACGCUUUCCCAGGACUUCUUCUCAUCGGAACUGAUUCUCACACACCUAACGGAGGAGGACUUGGAGGACUUUGUAUUGGAGUUGGUGGAGCCGAUGCUGUAGAUGUUAUGGCUGAUAUUCCAUGGGAGCUCAAGUGCCCGAAGGUCAUUGGAAUCAAACUCACUGGAAAGCUCAACGGAUGGACUUCUGCCAAGGACGUUAUCUUGAAGGUUGCUGAUAUCCUCACUGUCAAAGGAGGAACUGGAGCUAUUGUUGAGUAUUUCGGCCCAGGAGUGGAUUCUAUUUCUGCAACUGGAAUGGGAACCAUCUGCAACAUGGGAGCCGAAAUCGGAGCUACGACAUCUGUCUUCCCAUACAACGAGAGCAUGUACAAGUAUCUGGAAGCUACUGGACGUAAAGAAAUCGCCGAAGAAGCCAGAAAGUACAAAGAUCUCCUCACUGCUGACGAUGGAGCUAACUAUGAUCAAAUCAUCGAGAUCAACCUCGACACUCUUACUCCACAUGUCAACGGACCAUUCACUCCAGAUCUUGCCUCUUCCAUCGACAAACUUGGAGAAAACGCCAAGAAGAACGGAUGGCCACUCGAUGUAAAGGUCUCACUUAUCGGAUCAUGCACCAACUCUUCAUACGAAGACAUGACCCGUGCUGCUUCCAUUGCCAAACAAGCUCUUGAUAAGGGACUCAAGGCUAAGACCAUUUUCACCAUCACCCCAGGAUCCGAGCAAGUCCGUGCCACUAUUGAAAGAGACGGACUCUCCAAGAUUUUCGCUGAUUUCGGAGGAAUGGUUCUCGCAAAUGCCUGUGGACCAUGUAUUGGACAAUGGGAUCGUCAGGAUGUGAAGAAGGGAGAAAAAAACACAAUUGUCACAUCAUACAACCGUAACUUCACCGGAAGAAAUGAUGCGAACCCAGCCACUCACGGUUUCGUUACUUCUCCAGAUAUCACAACUGCUAUGGCCAUCUCCGGACGUCUUGACUUCAAUCCACUUACUGAUGAGCUCACCGCCGCUGAUGGAAGCAAAUUCAAACUCCAGGCUCCAACUGGACUCGACCUUCCACCAAAGGGUUACGAUCCAGGAGAGGACACAUUCCAAGCCCCAUCUGGAAGCGGACAGGUUGAUGUAUCUCCAUCUUCUGAUCGUCUUCAACUUUUGUCUCCAUUCGACAAGUGGGAUGGAAAGGACCUCGAAGAUAUGAAGAUCCUCAUCAAGGUUACCGGAAAAUGUACUACUGAUCACAUUUCUGCUGCUGGACCAUGGCUCAAAUAUCGUGGACAUUUGGACAACAUUUCGAAUAAUCUUUUCCUUACGGCUAUCAAUGCUGACAACGGAGAGAUGAACAAGGUCAAGAACCAAGUUACUGGAGAAUAUGGAGCCGUUCCAGCCACUGCCCGCAAAUACAAGGCUGAUGGAGUUAGAUGGGUUGCUAUCGGAGACGAGAACUACGGAGAGGGUUCAUCUCGCGAACAUGCUGCUCUUGAGCCACGUCAUCUUGGAGGAAGAGCUAUCAUCGUGAAAUCCUUCGCCCGUAUUCACGAGACGAACUUGAAGAAACAAGGAAUGCUCCCACUCACAUUUGCCAACCCAGCUGACUACGACAAAAUCGAUCCAUCAGACAAUGUUUCUAUCGUCGGACUCUCCAGUUUUGCUCCAGGAAAGCCACUUACGGCUAUUUUCAAGAAGACCAAUGGAUCAAAGGUGGAAGUGACCUUGAAUCACACCUUCAACGAGCAACAAAUCGAGUGGUUCAAGGCCGGAUCUGCCCUCAACAGAAUGAAGGAAGUAUUCGCAAAGAGCAAAUAAAUGUUUCAUUGGAAAACUAUUUUCUCUUCAAAACCUGUAGUAAAUACUCAUUUUCAACAAACUGUAAUGUAAUGUAUACUGAAUUGAAGUAUUUUGAAAAUUCAUUAGAGAAGUGAAAAACAUUUUCUAAAUACUUCAGUUCAUUCCCAAUUUUCCCAUAGUAGUCAUCACAACCUCCAUGAGAUUGUUUUUAUGUAUGAGUAGAUAUUGUUUUGUUUCGUUUUCGUUUUUUUGUAAUUGAUUCUUAUUUCCAUGAAAAGACACAACUAUUUAUUCUUGUUCAUUUAUUGAUCAUUUACGAAGACGGGCGAAGAUACUGAGGGCCACCGUGACGAUUCCAACGCCAAGAAGAGCCUUUAAAAUAAACUGAUUGGAGUAUACUCAAAUGAAAGCUAAA